This is a messenger RNA of Saccoglossus kowalevskii, 789 nucleotides long. RefSeq names its product beta-lactamase domain-containing protein 2-like. The record is from RefSeq and is a predicted model, not a curated record. Lineage: Eukaryota; Metazoa; Hemichordata; Enteropneusta; Harrimaniidae.
AUGAAUAAAUUAUUGUCCGAGACAACGCCAGUAUGGGAGCCAGGUACAGCACAUGGUUAUCAUGGUAUGACUUUUGGAUGGUUUUUAAGUUACUUAAUAAAACAUGUUGAUCCAAAACAUAGAACCAUUGGACAGUUUUUGCAAGAAGAAAUAGCUGAUAAUUUUGGGAUUGAUUUUUUCAUAGGUUUGCCUAAAGAGGAAGAUUAUCGAGUUGCGAAGUCAGACGUUUCACCAUGGCUGUUUUUUAAGAUGAUGCUGAGUGCAAAAUAUAGACCUUUAGGUAUCAACAUCUUGUUCCGACCAAACAGCUUGAUUUCAAGGGCAAUACGCGUCCUUGGUAGUUUUGGAUCAGAAAAUGUCUACCAGUAUCGAUCUUUAGAAAUCCCCUCAGCUAAUGGAAUCGGUACAGCUCGGGGAUUGGCCAAGUUGUAUGCUAUAUUAUCUAAUGGAGGUGAAUGGAACGGGAAAAGAUUAUUAUCAAAUAAUUUAGUCAAGAAAUUCAAAGAAUGUAACGAAAAAAGUGAAGAUAAAGUAUUGUGUAAAUUGAACAACUUUUGCCACGGGAUGCAUCCCCACUUUCUAAUUACGGGUCUCCCGGAUACUUAUACAGAGAAUCUUUUUGGUCAUUAUGGACAUGGAGGUCAAGGUGCUUUCUUUGAUGAAAAAAGUCAUCUUUCAUUCGCGUACAUUACCACUAAAUUGUCCCCUUAUGGCAGUGGUGAUGAUGGUAGAUACCAAGCACUAGUCAAACCGGUUUUGGAAACGAUAAAUAAACUAAAAAACAAAUAA